Messenger RNA from Prorocentrum cordatum, 1008 nucleotides. Lineage: Eukaryota; Dinophyceae; Prorocentrales; Prorocentraceae. The record is from the annotation of a GenBank genome assembly.
CAACAUUUUGGCAGGUUGGAUCCGCGGGUUCGGAACCACAUUCCCGAGGCCUCUGGAACAGUUACGCGACGAUCCUCCGGAGCGCCCGGGAGCGUCCGGGAAUCAUUGGCCCGUUGAAGCGUAUUUACGAGAUUCAGCUCGAAGGAUUCGAAGUAGUGACCUGAGGACAUUACACCUAGUGACUACGGCACGGUGGCGGAUAUCGCCUUCUUCAAGAAGCACGGCCACCUGUUCGGGCAGACAAUGGAAUGUUAUCACGAAGAUUGCCUCCACGAUGUGGGGCUUCAGCUCGCUGUGUUCAUGAUCAUGCGGCUUACCCUUCAGAAUUUUGUGGAGCUUGGCGUCCCUUACUUGCUCAUGGCCUGGCGAAACUACAGGGAGGGUCGCCAAUUCCACACGUCGCUCUUCACAAACCCACUUACGGUCAUGCCCGACAUGUCGAACGCAGAGAAGCAGAGCAAGAAGGAGGAGUACGACAUCUAUGAGGACAUGGACGAGAUCUUAAUUUUGUACGGCUACACUACCCUCUUCGUCGUCGCUUGCCCCUGGGUGCCAUUGCUGUCCUUUCUGUAUUGCUUGCUCGAGUGUUUUCUGGAUCAGAAGAAGCUCAUUCUGCUCUAUCGGCGCCCGUUUCCGGAUACAGCUGCCAACAACGAGCCUUGGGACACCGCUUUCGACGUGUUCGGCAUCCUCGCCAUGCUAACGAACACGGCGCUUGUGGUUUUCUCGUCCUCAGCUUUCGAGGAUUGGGAUGCGUCCACGAAGAUAUUAGUCUUCCUGAUUGUGGAGCACAGCAUGCUUUUCACGCGUUUCCUGAUCAGUCGGGCCCUCCCCGAGACCCCCCACAAAGUGAAGCUGCUUGAAAUGCAGCAGCAGGUGAUGGUGCACAGGCAUUUCAACCUCGGGGGCGAUGAGGACGACAGCGAGACCCGUGCCACCGCAAUGCUCUUGAACUCGGCCCCGGCUCCGCACGUGUUCGAGCAGGACAACGACGACGACGACUACUGA